UGGUGGGGCUGUGUUUGCGAUGAAAUCGCUUCAUGGGAACUCUGCUAUAAACUAAUGAGCGAUGCCCACUUAAGCUCCCACUCCAUGCUACUUAGAUCAGCCUAUCUGCGCACUGGUUAUUGCUACGUGUCAUCACCCAGUUAAUUCCUUAUCUAUUCUUUCCCACCCCCAAGACUGAAGCCAUACUCCAGAAGUAAGGUAACACCUCUUUGAAAUUGCAUGAUUUCAUCUUCCUUUGGAGGCUCGAGCCUUGCUUUUUUUUUUUUUUUUGCCUGAAUGGAUUCUGGUAUAGCUUGCUAUGCUCAUGGGGUUGUUUUGCCUACCGUUACUGCUAAGUACUCCACUGCAAUAGUGUCUCCACCAUCUGCUUCUCCAUCCUUCAACUCCAGGGUAUGCCUUAAAUCGAGUUCCCUCUUUGGAGAAUCAUUGAGGAUUGUGCCAAAAUCAUCACUAAGAGCUGCAAAGUCAAGGAGCUCUUCUGUUGUGACCAGAUGUGCUAUAGGUGAUAGCCUUGAGGAGUUUCUUACAAAGUCGACCUCAGAUAAGGGGCUUAUCAGCCUGAUGAUGUGCAUGGGAGAAGCAUUAAGGACUAUUGCUUUCAAGGUCAGAACUGCUUCUUGCGUAGGUACAGCCUGUGUCAAUUCCUUUGGAGAUGAGCAGCUUGCCGUUGAUUUGCUUGCCAACAAGCUUCUAUUCGAGGCCUUGACUUACUCCCACUACUGCAAGUAUGCUUGUUCUGAGGAAAUUCUUGAGCUACAAGACAUGGGAGGUUCAGCUGAAGGUGGAUUCAGUGUUGCUUUUGACCCUCUUGAUGGCUCCAGUGUUGUCAACACAAAUUUCACUGUAGGCACCAUCUUUGGUGUGUGGCCAGGAGAUAAGUUAACUGGUGUAACCGGAAGAGAUCAAGUUACUGCAGCAAUGGGGAUCUAUGGUCCUAGAACCACAUAUGUUAUUGCACUCAAGGAUAUUCCCGGUACCCAUGAAUUCUUCCUCCUUGAUGAAGGAAAAUGGCUACAUGUCAAAGAUACAACAGAGAUCGGCGAAGGGAAAAUGUUCUCCCCAGGAAAUUUGAGAGCUACAUUUGACAACCCUGAAUAUGACGAGUUGAUCAACUACUAUGUGAAAGAGAAAUACACAUUGAGAUACACAGGAGGAAUGGUGCCGGAUGUCAACCAGAAAGGUAUCUUCACAAAUGUGAUGUCCCCAUCUUCCAAAGCCAAGCUGAGGCUAUUAUUUGAGGUAGCUCCACUAGGGUUCUUGAUUGAGAAAGCUGGAGGUUACAGUAGUGAUGGCCAUCAGUCAGUGCUAGACAAAGUCAUCAAUGGUCUUGAUGACAGAAGUCAAGUUGCAUAUGGUUCCAAGAAUGAGAUCAUCCGCUUUGAAGAAACUUUGUAUGGAUCCUCAAGGCUUAAAGGGGUUCCUGUUGGAGCUGCAGCCUAGGCAAUAUGUACUAACACUUGAACCUAUUUCAUACAGAAGGAUUAUAUAUUAGUGGACAAAAUGCUCCAACCAAUUUUAGACUUGGAGUCACAAAGCUGAGUUGCUGUCAGUUUGUUUUCUCCUCAAAAAUUUCCUUUGAAGGUGUAAUUAGGCUUAACAAAAAUGAUCUUUCAGU
Rubroshorea leprosula is the source of this 1615-nucleotide messenger RNA. The record is from the annotation of a GenBank genome assembly. NCBI's taxonomy places the organism in Eukaryota, Viridiplantae, Streptophyta, Magnoliopsida, Malvales, Dipterocarpaceae.